AUGCAAAGUGUUUUACCAGCGAAUGAACAUGUACAAAAUAUGGCAUCAUCAAUGAAUAAUACAAAUUCAUCAUAUAAUUCUCAUCCGUCUGGUGGUGCUUCUAAUAUUGGUAAUUCAUAUUCGUCAACGACAAUGAGGGAAGAUAGUCAUCCAUCACCAACAGGUUCAUCAUCAUCGUCAUCUAAUAUUUUUGGUGGCGGUAGCACAAGUUUAUCUCCUCAUCAAUCACCGUCAAAACCUACGUGGGCACAAAUAUUAAAUUCAAACUCCGGAUCGCCUCAAUCAACAGCUUCCGUUUCAACAUUAUCAAUACCAACAUCGACAACAGCCACAACGGCAAAUACUACACAACCUCAAUCAAAACAGUCUUCAUCUUCUACACCAUUCAACUUUUCAUCACAACGUUCAACAAAUCGUUCAACAAAUUUUUAUGAUCAACAACCUUCACUACUAAACAAAUCCUCUUCGAUACCACAAAUGAAUUGGUCAUCAAUGAAUUCUGCCGAUCAAAACUUUCCAUGGACUAUUGAAGACAAUAAACAACCACCACCACAAGUCCAGCAACAAAACCUUAACAGCAACAAUAAUAAUAGCAGUUUACCAGCAGCGACAACAGCAACCAAGAGUAAUUCAUCUGUUAAUGAUCAUUUUUCACUAAAUAAUAAUGAUGAUGAUGAUAAUAAUAAUAACAAUAAUACUAAUAGUAACUUACUAAUUGAUGAUUCAACUGGUUUUGAUCAUAACGACUCCGGCAGUCCGACACCAGAAUGGAGUAAAACAUUUGGAGUUUUACAGUCCGAUAGAUCAUCAUCAAAUGGAUGGAAUACAUUUCAAUCUUCAAAUGCUACAUCUAAUAAUAAUAAUAAUAAUAAUAAUAAUAAUAAUAAUACGUCUAGAUUAACAAAUAAUAAUCAAUGGCCGUCCGAAUACAAAAUUUUAUCAAAUAAUCCAAAUAUAACAAAUAUAAAUAACAAUAGUUCUUGGCCAGAUAAUAAUAAUACUAUGUCCUCAUCAUCGUCGACAUGGAACGAUAAUAAUAGUGAUUCGUCAACAUUAAGUGCAAUAUCAAAAAAUAAAUCAACAUCGGGUAGUGCCAAUAAAUCUACGUCAAAUACAAAUAUAUCAUCCGCAACAGAUAUGGGCCCUGAACCAAUGAUUGUCUAUGUUCCGCAACCAAAAUUAGUUGAACAACUUGGUUGGGAUGAACCUGAUAUUAAAGUUACUAAACGUAAUUUUGAUGAUGGUACAUCAAUUUGGGGUGACCCAAGUGAUUUACGCAAUAUGCCCGUUAAAAAAUGGACAAAUGGAACAAAAGCAGCAUUAACAAAUUCAACAAAUAUUAUAUUACAGCAACAACAGUUAAAACAACAACAACAAUUAACAGUGGUUCCAACCCAAAUGAUUAUUGGUGAUGAAAAUUGGCCUAAACAACAAUCACCAACAACUCAAACACCAUCUGCAUCAUCAUCACAAUGGAAUGAUACUCCAGCUGCUGCACCAACACCGCCUUCUUCAAUGACAAAUAACACUAAUGAUCAUUUACGUUUAAAUGUCAAUAAUAAUACGGCGACGACAAAUUCCAAUUUAUGGCACAAUCAACCACAACAGUCUGUUAGUAAUGACUGGAUGGCAGAGGGACAAGUUGAUACAAGUGAUUGGGGCUUGCAAGGAUCUCAACAGAAAGCACCAUUUGAUCCAACAGAUGGUCAAGUUGAUACAAGUAAUUGGGGUUUACAACAACAAUCUGGUCAAGGACCACCAUCAAUAUCUUUAAAUCGAAAAUAUAUGGAUUAUGAAACGACUGAUAAUCAAGAACAUCUACAUAAUAAUAUUAUGGGUGGGCGACCGUUAAAAAGUAUGAAUGUUAUGGAUCCAUACGAUAACAACAUUGAUGCAUUUCGACAAUCAAAUGAUAUCAAAGGUGCUCCGGCUGUUGUUGGUCUCGGUGGUCUCAUACCACCAAAUCCACAUCAUCUCAUUCAACACCAGCAUCAUCCAUUUGGCAAUUUGGCAAGACCAAAUCAGCAACCGUAUCAAAAUGCUAAUGUACUACGUCCGAUAAAUUCAAAUACAAUGAUGCCACCACCGACAGGUAUGGCGAAUCAAGGAUCUCAAUUGCCAUCAGGUGCAAUUAUUGGUGCGGGCGGACUGUUAUCACCAAAAUUAACUCCUACAUCACCAAUACCAAAUCAAGCACAUUAUAUUGCUAACAAUACAUUACAAGGCAAACAACAAAUAUUGCAGCAACAAUCUCAACAAACCCCUCAACAACCAUUAUCUCAAACGCCAACACCCCAACAACAGGUUGUCGUCAACAAUGGCGCUGUACAUGCGCAAAUAAUGCAGCAAUUUCGCUUAGCUGUACAAGCUGGUUUGAUUAGUCAAGAUUUGUUGAAUACAAAAUUACCUCCCUACAUGUUGCAAUUAUUACAAAAACUGUUUGAGUUACAACAAAAAUUUCAAACAUUAUCGAUACAGUUAUCCGAUUUUAUCAAACAAAAACAACGUUUCCCGUUGACAUUUUAUCAAAAUGAAUAUGAACGGUUAAAUAAGUCAAUACAGCAGAAAAAACAAGAAAUGUUAAUUGUACAAAAACAAAUACAAGAAGCGCAUACAAAAUUGAAACAACAACAAAAUGCGCCAACACCAACGCAAAUGAUGAAUGGACCAUCCUCCGUGACAACAAAUAAUAGUGAUCUCAGUGAUCGUAUGCAACAUGUUUUGCAAAUUAAUCAGAAUCAACCAUCGUCUCAAGCAGGCACACCACUACCAACUCAACAAAGCGGUCAAAAUUCUGCUGUCGAUCAAUCUCGAUUACAUCAAUGGAUGAAAUUACCUCAUCAACAACAAGCACCUGGUACUAAUUUACCAACUCGUUUGCCACUCAUGUUUUCUAAUUCGGCAACAAAUUCACAACAAAACAUAACAAAAACACCAGUUAAUGAUUCGAAUCCAUCAUGGCCAUCGGGAUCUUCCACGACAACAACGAUAACAAACAGUGAAUCACCUUCUUCUCAUCAAAAUGCUCAAAAUCCAAACGCAGAUAAUUGGAAUGACGGAAACUCGAGCUCGUCAUCACCGUCUUCAGCCAAUAAUACAAAUAAUGAGUCGGCAUUUCCCGAUUCGUUAAUUGGAUCGGAUCUUGUCGACGAUAUUGAUGGCCCACCACCGUUUGUGCCUGGGCAACUGUGGAACUGGAAACAAGUACCAAAUGCUGAAGAUGAUCCACAUGUAACACCUGGUUCUAUAGCUAAACCAACAAUGUCGAUGUCAAAUCUGCCACCAAAUUCAUCAACAGGUAAUGAAUCACAACCAAGUGCAUUUACAAAUCCUAAUUCGCAGUUUAACAAUCAACAAAUGCAACAUGCUUAUGCCCAGUUACAACAGCAACGUUCAAAUAACAAUAACAAUAAUAAUAAUCGAGCUAUGUGGACACAAAAUAUGCAUGAACAAGCUCAAAUGGCUGCUCUCGCCUCGGCUGCCACAAAUAAUAACAACAAUUCUCAACAAUUUCAUCCUUCUCAACAACAACAACAAAUGAAUGAACUUGCCUGGGGAAAAAAUAACUCCUAUCGUAAUAAUCCAUCAAUAAUGAAAUCAAAUCAACAGUUACCAUUAUCACUUGGUAUCAAUCCUCAUAAUCAACAACAACAGCAACAACAUCAUCAUCCACCCUUACCUCAUCAAACCUCAUUUUUUCGGCCAUAUAUGCAAUGA
This is a messenger RNA of Didymodactylos carnosus, 3717 nucleotides long. The record is from the annotation of a GenBank genome assembly. NCBI's taxonomy places the organism in Eukaryota, Metazoa, Rotifera, Eurotatoria, Philodinida, Philodinidae.